This is a messenger RNA of Aspergillus oryzae RIB40, 1440 nucleotides long. RefSeq lists its product as uncharacterized. The coding region runs from base 1 to 1440 and encodes 479 amino acids. The transcript has a single exon. NCBI's taxonomy places the organism in Eukaryota, Fungi, Ascomycota, Eurotiomycetes, Eurotiales, Aspergillaceae. Gene Ontology annotation, molecular function: hydrolase activity, acting on carbon-nitrogen (but not peptide) bonds. The record is from RefSeq and is a predicted model, not a curated record.
AUGUCGGAGUCAUAUAUCCUUAUCAAAGGGGCAACGGUGAUCUCUGCGAAGGCAACCGGCGAGGAAGUCCGAGAAAACUGCGAUAUUCUCAUCAAAAAUGACCAGAUUAAAGCCGUUGGCAAUGAUAUCUCUCCUCCGGUGGAAGAGGAAGUAGUCACCAUCAACGCGGAAAAUUGCAUCAUAACUCCAGGCUUCGUCGAUGGCCACCAUCACAUGUGGCAGCAUCUCCUGCGAGGAAUCACGGUGGACUGGUCUCUUUUUGGUUAUUGCUGCCACCUGCGGACCGUCUACGGAAGCCUGUACGAUCCAGAAGAUGUUUACUUCGCCAAUUAUGCCGCUGCGUUGAGUCUGCUAAACAAUGGCGUCACAACUGUCCUGGACCACUCUCACAUAAUGAACUCGCCCGAACAUGCUGACGCGGCAGUAAAGGGCCUCAAGGAUGCUGCUAUCCGAGGCACAUUUUGCUAUGGCUUCUACCAGAACCCUAAAGUACCUGGUGAUAUCGCCAGUAUGGCAACCGACACGUUUGACAAAGCCGCUCGGAUUAAAGAUGCAGUCCGUGUGCGGGAGGAACAUUUCUCAAAUAAUGAUCCGAGUGUUUCACUUCUCACAUUUGGAAUUGCAUUGGACGAAGCACCGAUGCAAACUCGAGAACAGAAUGUCGAGGGACUGGAGAUUGCAAGGAAGCUGGGAGCUAGGCUAAGCACUGUGCACACUUCGGUGAUAUCGCAUGGGGAACCAAAGGCCGAAAUUGUCGAGCAGUUUGCUGAUGCAAACCUGAUGGGGCCAGACAUCGUGUUUAGUCAUGGAGGUUGGAUGACCGAUAGCGAGCUGGCUGCGGUGCGCAGUUCUGGGGCUGGUAUUGUGGGAACGCCUGACACGGAGCUACAGAUGGGCAUGGGGUAUCCUAUCGUAUGGAAAGCGAAUGACCUGGGAUGUCGGACGUGCCUUGGACUUGACAUUACCUCGAAUCAAGGUAAUGAUUUCUGGGCACAGAUGAGGCUGGCGCUUCAGACUCAAAGAGCUCGUGAAUAUUCGAAUACAGUACACAGAGAGGUCGGGAGAAAGACAGCAGACGUGCUACGCAUGGCAACCCUUGGAGGAGCUGAGGUUAUGCAGAUGGAAUCGUUGAUCGGAUCUAUCGUUCCCGGUAAAAAGGCGGACCUGGUGAUUUUUCGUUGUGACGACAUUGACACGGUGCCUGUUGCGGACCCUAUCGGGAGUGUGGUCUUCCAUGCGUCACCGAAGACUAUCGACACUGUUAUUGUCGAUGGAAAAAUUGUGAAACAAGACGGUCAGCUUGUGGGUGUCGAUUGGCCGUCUUUGCGUGGUGAAAUUGUAAACAGAUCACAACGGCUGAGGAACCAAGCGGCUAAAGUCGAUAUGGAAAAGCCGGAAUCAGAAUUCCGCUCCAUAUUCGAGAAGGCCAUGAAAGCGUAA